This is a messenger RNA of Silurus meridionalis, 7012 nucleotides long. RefSeq names its product phosphoinositide kinase, FYVE finger containing (gene pikfyve). Gene Ontology annotation, molecular function: ATP binding; 1-phosphatidylinositol-3-phosphate 5-kinase activity; metal ion binding. Gene Ontology annotation, biological process: phosphatidylinositol metabolic process; intracellular signal transduction. The transcript is spliced from 44 exons. The coding region runs from base 220 to 6654 and encodes 2144 amino acids. Lineage: Eukaryota; Metazoa; Chordata; Actinopteri; Siluriformes; Siluridae. The record is from RefSeq and is a predicted model, not a curated record.
GCAGCAGGGAACCCGGAAGCGAGCAGUUUAUGUGGUUUGGUGACAUGUGAAGUUAAAAAAAAAAAAAGGGCAAAUAAUGUUAUAGGAGCUCAGGUUUCUGAUUCGGUAGAUACAAAUCAAUUUCAAGGUACCAGUGAAAUGUAAUAAUCCACACCGGAAGUUCAAACGAGUCCGUUUCCGCGAAGGAAAUGUCCACAAAUUUAACAUGUUUUGGAAAACAUGAAGCUGUUUAAAAGGAAACGCAUUGGUGUGCAUUAUACAGUGGGGAAUGAUAUGGCUGCUGACGACAAGUCUACGUCUUCCUCGUCCACGCUGGACUGGAUCUCUGAGCCACCCCUGUCUCCCCCCAGCCCCUCCCACCUGACUCACUUCAAACCCCUCACUCCAGAUCAUGAUGAACCUCCACUGCGCUCGGCCUACAGUUCUUUAGUCAGCCUCUUCCGCUUCAACAGAGAAAAGUCAGGUGCAAACAUUGCACCAGCAAAAAAGCUUGAGGAUGUUCGGCCUCCUUCAGCAGCUGAUAAACCAGAGUCUGCUGCACCAUCACCACAGGGCGAGCGCCGGAGCUGGGCCUCUUCCUCACUGUCCACACACAGCUCUGGGACCCACAGGAAACACUCUGAAUUGGUCAGGAGAACCUCUACAGCCUCAGAUGGACGGCGAAAGUCAGAGGCUCCUCUUGGGACUCAUGACCCUCGAACUGCAGUUCAACUUCGCACUGCCCUAAAGAGGCUAAAAGAGAUCAUGGAGGGAAAGAGUCAGGACAGCGAUCUGAAGCAGUAUUGGAUGCCAGACAGCCAAUGUAAAGAGUGCUACGACUGCAACGAGAAGUUCACUACAUUCCGCCGACGCCACCACUGCCGUCUGUGUGGCCAGAUAUUCUGCAGCCGCUGCUGCAACCAGGAGAUUCCUGGAAAAUUCAUGGGUUACACGGGUGAUUUGCGAGCAUGCACAUACUGUCGUAAGAUUGCGCUGAGCUACGCGCACUCCGCUGACUCAGCGUGUAUUGGGGAGGAUCUGACUGCGCUGUCGGACUCUCCGUGCUCUGUGUGUGUGCUGGAGCCCACAGAGCCUCGCACACCCGUCGGCGGACGCAAAGCUAGCCGCAAUAUUUUUCUUGAGGAGGACCUCGCCUGGCAAAGAAAAACUCCCAUUGGGAUGAGGAAGAAUUUGAUUCAUCCAGAGUCUCAGAAUAGUGGGCUUAACUCUAGAUUGUCAGCAGUUCAAGAAGAUCUGGGCAAAUCACCAGCACGAAAGAGAUCAGCCAGUGUGACCAACUUGUCGCUGGAUCGUUCAGGCUCGAUGGUUCCAUCAUACGACAGUUCUGUAAGCCCUCAGAGCACACGAGCAGUGUCCAAACCUGACCACAGCGAAGAGGAGCGCAAGAUCCUCUUGGAUUCGUCUCAGUUAAAAGACUUAUGGAAGAAAAUCUGUCACAGCAAUACCGGGAUGGAGUUCCAGGACCACCGAUAUUGGCUGCGUACUUACCCCAAUUGCAUUGUGGGUAAAGAUCUAGUAAACUGGCUCUUGCGAAAUGGCACCAUUUCUACUAGAGCUCAGGCUAUAGCUAUUGGUCAGGCUCUGGUUGACGGGCGCUGGCUUGAGUGUGUUACUCAUCACGAUCAGAUUUUCCGUGAUGAGUACGCACUGUAUCGCCCACUUCAGAGCACAGAGUUUUCAGAGACUCCAUCCCCAGAUACGGACAGUGUGACCUCUCUAGAAGGACACUCGGAGCCAUCGUGGUUUAAAGACAUCAAGUUUGACGACAGUGACACAGAGCAGCUAGCUGACGAAAAUGACUUAAUAGCAACAAGCUCAGCAAGCCCCAGCAAAAGAACAUCGGUCAGCAGUUUUCAUUCAGCAGUGGACAGUGAUUCGGCCGCUUCCAUUAACCUGAACGUGGAGCAGGACAACGUCAACUUCCGCAUUAAGAAGCAGGCCAAGUACCCUCACGUGCCUCCUGACCCAGCCGAACAGAAAAGUAUGGCACGCUCUGACCCAUUCGCCCCUGACUCUGACUUCCACACACCAACUGAGGUCCUGGUAACAGAAGACGGUGGUCAGCACUUAUCCAUCAGUGAUGCCUUUAUUAAAGAGUCUCUGUUUAAUCGUCGUGUAGAAGAGAAGGCUAAAGAAAUGCUAUUCACCCCACUGGGUUGGCACCACAGCUCCCUAGACCAACUGAGGGAGGAGAAUGGCGAGAAGAAAGCUAUGGAGAGACUUCUGUCAGCCAACCAUAACCACAUGAUGGCCCUGCUGCAGCAGCUGCUCUACAGCGAGUCGCUUUCUCUCUCCUGGCGAGACAUCAUCGUUCCCGUGGUACGACAGAUAGUGCAAACGGUGCGUCCAGAUGUUCGGAGCUGCGACGAUGACAUGGACAUUCGCCAGCUGGUCCACAUUAAAAAGAUCCCAGGAGGAAAGAAGUUCGACUCCGUCCUGGUGAACGGCUUUGUUUGCACAAAAAACAUUGCUCACAAAAAGAUGAACCCUUACAUCAAGAACCCUAAGAUCCUUCUGCUUAAGUGUUCCAUUGAGUAUCUUUACAGAGAAGAGACAAAGUUCACCUGCAUUGAUCCAAUUGUGCUUCAGGAACGAGAGUUUCUGAAGAACUAUGUGCAACGGAUAGUGGAUGUGCGUCCUAACCUGGUGCUGGUAGAGAAGACAGUGUCACGCAUCGCUCAGGAUAUGCUGCUUGAGCACGGCAUCACCUUAGUCAUCAACGUCAAACCUCAAGUACUAGAUCGAGUGAGUCGAAUGACUCAGGGAGAUUUGGUCAUGUCCAUGGAUCAGCUUUUGACCAAACCUCGCUUGGGAACUUGCCACAAAUUCUAUCUUCACUCCUUCCAAUUAAACACUAAUAAUGAACUGAAGACACUAAUGUUCUUUGAUGGAUGUCCUCCUCACCUUGGCUGCACUAUCAAGCUCCGUGGUGCCUCAGAGUAUGAGCUCGCCCGAGUUAAGGAGAUCAUUAUGGUGAUGGUGUGUGUAGCUUAUCACUCACAGUUAGAAAUUUCCUUCCUAAUGGAUGAGUUUGCAAUGCCUCCAAGCCUGUCUAAGAGCUCGUCAUUCCACUGCCUCCUGGAAAGUGCAGCUGAAGAAGUGGAGAAGGAGGUGGACAGGGAGAGCCAGGGAAACCAAGCUGAAACAAAGGAGGAUCAUGCAGAACUCAACUCGGAAGGCGACUUUGACUUCGAGCCAGGGCUUCAGCAGAUAAUAAAAGGCCACAGUAGGCAGCAUUCUGCAUCUGAAUCCUCACUGAAGGACGGAGAAAGUCCUAAAAUAAGCAGAAAUGACUCGCCCAUAUCUACAAUUGUAAUAGAAGGGGAUGAGAUUAAGACUUCCACUCCCUUGUCCAGUCAGUCACACCAGCCCUUGUAUAUGUCUCCUCCUUAUCUUUCAUCUAUGGAGGAAAUCGGAGAGGAGGAGGUGAAACAAUCAGUCGAGGCACUGAGACAUAAAGAGGAUGAGGACACCCUCGUACGAGGGGACAGCACCAGUUCAGAGACGCCACUUGCUCCAACACAGCUAUUUAGAGACCCGCUGCAGGAUGACAGUGGCCUGUUUGUGGCUGAGCAGGUGACUUCAGCAGACGACCGGCUUAAGUCCAUUUCAGCCAGCUUUAGGCAGGAGUUAAAGGAUGUUAUCCUGUGCAUCUCGCCUUUCAUGACUUUUCGUGAACCCUUCCUGUUAACCAAAACUGGCCUGCGCUGCCCGAGCCGUGACUAUUUCCCUGAGCAGGUCUACUUCUCGCUGCUGCUGAACAAGGACCUAAAGGAUACUGACAGCCGGCGCAAGAGGCUCCUACUUAAGGACUCGAACGCAUCUAGCAAUUCUUUGAGCAAUGGGUUCGGUCCACAAUUUCGCCCAGUCCAAAUGUUGCCCUCCCAUAAGCUCACUACUACCCGCAUGACCCAGCAGUUGAGCAGCAGUCAGGAUCUGGCCCGCAUGCUGGCGGACUAUCGUGCUCAAGGAGGACGAAUCCAGCGAGACUCAGACCCAUUUGCUCAUCCCUCGCAUGCUCCAAAUGCCAAGGCACCAGUCAAGGCAGACAGUGAGGAGGAGAAAGGGCCAGGGCAGAGUGAAAUGGCUUGGGCUACCAAGCUCGACUGCCUGAAUCCAAUAAACCACCAACGGCUGUGCGUGUUGUUCAGCAGCUCCUCGACACAGUCCAACAAUGCCCCUAAUCACUGCGUGAGCCCUUGGAUCGUGACCAUGGAAUUUUAUGGGAAGAAUGACUUGACUCUUGGAGUAUUUCUGGAAAGAUACUGUUUCAGGCAGUCCUACCAAUGCCCAAGCAUGUAUUGUGAAACUCCCAUGGUACACCACAUUCGCCGCUUUGUGCAUGGCAAUGGUUGUGUCCAGAUUGUUCUUAAAGAGCUCGAUUCACCUGUACCCGGAUACCAACACACUAUCCUUAACUACUCCUGGUGCAGGAUCUGCAAACAGGUUACUCCAGUUGUCCCAAUGUCUGAUGAUUCUUGGUCCAUGUCCUUUGCGAAAUAUCUGGAGCUGCGUUUCUAUGGCCACCAGUACACUCGCCGUGCCAACGCCGAGCCAUGCGGACACUCCAUCCACAAAGACUAUCACCAGUACUUCUCCUACAACCAGAUGGUGGCCUCUUUCAGCUACAUCCCAGUAAGACUAUUGGAGAUCUGCCUGCCUGCUCCUAAGAUCAUUAUCAGGAACCAGGGCCCCAGUAAGAACAUUCUGCAACAGGACCUCAAAGAUUUUGCACUAAAGGUGACCCAAGUGUAUGCUGCAAUAGAUGACCGUCUCACGUCUCUUAAAACAGACACGUUCAGCAAAACUCGUGAGGAGAAAAUGGAGGACUUGUUCGCACAGAAGGAUAUGGAGGAAGGUGAGCUGCGCAGCUGGAUGGAGAAGCUCCAAGGGCGUUUGCAGGCUUCGGCUUUAGACACGCCACAACAGCUGCAGGCCAUUCUCGAGUCUGUGGUGAUGAAGAAGCAGAGCUUGUGUGAAACACUGCAAUGUUGGAACAGCAAACUGCAGGACCUGUUCCAAUUGGAGAAGGGCAGGAAGCGUUUGUCUGUUCCCCCCAGCCCCGGCAGACACAGACAGGCCACCAACGACGAGAGCAAGACAAGUGUCUUGGAGUCGUCUCCCCGCAACCCCUCUCCUGUUGUACAGAAUGGUGAGAAAGCGUUAGAGGAUCGUCACCUCAGCACCCUGCCCUUAAACACAGGAUCCUUAUCCUUUCCUCUGCCAUCGCCAGCAGAGCAGAGCUUAGAUAUCCCCACAUCUGGGCCAUCCUUCCAUGAUCAGGACUCUGAAGGAGAGGUGUUUGAUAGCCACCUGCAAGGCUCCAAUGACAGUCAGGUGAAGGAGAAGACCACCAUGAAAACCAUUCUGGCUAACCUGUUGCCAGGAAACAGUUAUAGUCCUAUCCCUUUACCUUUUGAUCACAGGAACUUGAUGCUUCACACCUUUAAAUACAAUGACCCAGAUAAACACUACCUCAUGUACGAUCAUGAGCGUGUCCCCAUCGCUGUGUGUGAGAGAGAACCGAGCUCCAUCAUUGCCUUCGCUCUGAGCUGUAAAGAAUACAAAACUGCUCUUGAAGAUCUUUCAAAGUCUUCACUGAAAUCUACUGGAGAGGAGAUUUCUCAGGCCAACAGUUCUGGGGAAAACAAGAUAAAAAACAGCCCUGCCAAGCUCACUGAAGGCAGCAGCUCUCAGCUUGGCCGCAGCAGCGCAGACACGGACCCACUCAAGGAGCUCGAGGGUGGUGACAAACAAAAGAAGCAGACGGCGAAUCCACACAUUGAACUGCAGUUCUCAGACGCCAGCGCAAAGUUCUACUGUCGCAUCUACUAUGCCGAGGAGUUCCAUAAGAUGAGAGAGGAGGUGAUGGAGAGCACUGAUGAAGAUUUUGUCCGCUCGCUCUCUCACUGCGUCAACUGGCAGGCUCAAGGAGGCAAAUCGGGAGCGGUCUUCUAUGCCACUGAAGACGACCGGUUUAUUUUGAAGCAGAUGCCCAGGCUGGAAGUACAGUCCUUCCUCGAUUUUGCCCCACACUACUUCACUUACAUCACUGGUGCGGUUCAGCAGAAGCGGCCUACAGCACUUGCAAAGAUUCUGGGAGUUUACCGUAUCGGCUACAAGAACUCCCAGAACAACACGGAGAAGAAGCUAGACCUGCUCGUAAUGGAGAAUCUCUUUUAUGGACGCAAAAUGGCGCAGGUGUUUGACCUAAAAGGCUCUCUGAGGAACCGAAACGUGAAGACGGACCAAGGUAAGGAGAGCUGCGAGGUGGUGCUGCUGGACGAGAACCUGCUUAAGCUGGUACACGAUAAUCCCCUCUACAUCCGAUCGCACUGCAAGGCUAUUCUGCGUGCAGCCAUCCACAGCGAUGCCUACUUCCUGUCCAGCCACCUCAUCAUCGACUACUCGCUGCUGGUGGGCCGUGACGACACCUCUGACCAGCUCGUCGUAGGGAUCAUAGAUUACAUCCGGACAUUCACAUGGGAUAAAAAGCUCGAGAUGGUGGUCAAGUCUACGGGAAUUCUUGGCGGCCAAGGAAAAAUGCCCACAGUUGUUUCCCCGGAACUGUAUCGGGCCCGCUUCUGUGAAGCCAUGGACAAGUACUUCCUUAUGGUUCCUGACCACUGGACCGGCCUGGGCGUGAAUUGCUGAAAACUGCACUAGAUGCUACAGUAGACAAUCCACACUGACUGGAAUCCUUUUCUAGUUCUACCUGGGUGAACGGCAGGAGGCACAUGGAGAACUUUAGAAAGUAGGUUAGAAUGGAGACUUCCAUCUGAAUACAUGUGCACAGGAUGACUGAAUACUUAUUUCAGUUUGCUGGAAAUAAAGAAAAGGUCACCGAGUUUCAAAAGCGGCCCGCAAGGACUGUCGCACUGAAACCAAUUACCAAGCUCCUAUCCUGUAAUGCUGUUAAUGUCUUUGUAUAUUAAUAUCUAUUAAAACCUAUGGAUAAUGUAAAACUUUCAUAAAUGUACAGAGAUAAUGUAAUUAAAGAAUAUAAACACAA